AUGACCAUUUUCCGCGGGUAUCUACCUGCGCUUGCGGGGCGGCCGUCCUGCUUGCUUGCUGCAAUAUACCGGGCCGUGCUUAUGGCUGUCAAACAGGAAGGGUUGACGCUGGAUAUCCGGGAUGUGAUCACCGAGAAGGAACGGGCAGAGCGCGACCCGGCUGUUAUCUACUGGCACAAGGCGUUGCUUGAUGGUAUGACUUUGCGAACGGUGGACUUGACAGAUCUCCAGCAAUGCUUUUUAGAGAAACCCGUCAGAUCAGGGGCCGGAGUUGCCUCUUACAUUAAGGACAUAUAUGGCAAGCUGCCCUCUAUGCUUAUAAGCAGGCUUUUCAAGCAAUCUAUCAAGUGCACCUGUGGAGCCCAGGCGAGCACGACGUUUCCCAUCUGCGUUCCUACACCGUCAGCUGGGCCUCGCCUCACUGAGUUCCUUGAAGAAGCAGCGACAGUAUGUCCACUCUGCCGAAGAAAAGAUACCGUACUAUCCAGCAGCAUCCCUGUCCUUAUAUUCUUAGUCAGCCAAGAAGGGUGUCUCAGAACAGGCAACGAGUCAAACAGAGCCUUUGUGUUUGAAGGUUUAGAAUACCUAACAAUCGGGGUUAUCUUUGCAGCGCAAAGUAAUGGCCCCUCUGAGACUCUAUCUCUGCGCGCUGGAGUUGUAAGCCCUCUGUCUGGUGAGGUAGAAAUGUUUGCAGCAGACGGAAAAGUUAGUCAGCAUGAUACGGAGCAGUUCAGACUAUGGCUUGACGGUGCGCAAGGAGAGAUAGAGGGCCUUAUCUGCAUAGGGCUUGUUCUUCUCAACAAGAGACCUGAAGGUACAAGAUACGUACAGAAAAGAAAGAGCAAGAGGAAACCAGCUCGACGUAAAAGCCGUAUUGAUGCACUUCCUCACACCCAGAGCACUUCAAAGCAUAGUAGCUACACUGAGGACUCAGGCUAUCAAUACUCAUAUAGUGAUUUCAGCAGCCGGAGUAGUGUAUCAUCUGAUCGAGGACUCAGAAGAAGUUCUAGAGGAGAACAAAAAGAUCGGAAGGCAAUGGUCAAAGACGACAACCGGAGCAGACUUGCGGCUCGCAGUGGAAGCUCACCGUCUGAGACUACAGAAGGCUAUCAAGUCGCAGCUGUUCGAGUCAAUAGAGACGACGGGCUUUACUAUCCAUCCCGAGCAUCUCCACAAAAAUGCACAUGCUGUGGCCCCGCUACAAUAACGGCUCUUUGGAUUGUGAUAACUGUUACUGGAUGCGUAACGCUGAUUAAUCUUAUCUUAGUGUGCAUUCUCUUCAGCCAGUUGCGCUAG
This is a messenger RNA of Giardia duodenalis, 1296 nucleotides long. RefSeq lists its product as uncharacterized. Lineage: Eukaryota; Fornicata; Diplomonadida; Hexamitidae. The transcript has a single exon. The record is from RefSeq and is a predicted model, not a curated record. Bases 1 to 1296 code for a protein of 431 amino acids.